Atta colombica is the source of this 1280-nucleotide messenger RNA. RefSeq lists its product as uncharacterized. Bases 221 to 757 code for a protein of 178 amino acids. The record is from RefSeq and is a predicted model, not a curated record. NCBI's taxonomy places the organism in Eukaryota, Metazoa, Arthropoda, Insecta, Hymenoptera, Formicidae. Gene Ontology annotation, biological process: protein targeting to ER. Gene Ontology annotation, cellular component: signal peptidase complex; endoplasmic reticulum membrane. The transcript has 3 exons.
GCUUAUUGUAGAAAGCCUAUUACGUUUGACUGAUGUUUAAGUAGAGUCUUGAAGAUAAAUAAAAUAUUUACAAAAAUAUAUAUCAAAAUUGGAUAAACUUUUGACGUAGUUACAUAUGCAACGUAUCGUGUUACAUUAACUGCUGCAACGGACAUAAUGUAAAAAAGUAUAUUAUAUUUCGUGUCCAAAAUUCACUGCCAACGCUGAAAAUCUACAGUCUAUGUCACGUAUACUAUACAUUUUCAACACUGACAGUGAAUUUUGGAACACAGCCUUUGUUAUCAGUUUGAAAUUCAUUUUUAAAAUUCGCGCCGCGUCUGCGCAAUCAAUAAUAAUACACAAUCACGCUUAUUGUCCACGUCUCGAUUGUCUCGAAAGAGUCGAAAUCUCGAAUCGAUCUCAAAUCGAAGUAAUCGUAUGUUUCUGUCAGUUCGUGUUCUUCGCAGCUACGUUUGUAUAUUUGUUUACGAUGAAUGCGUGGAUGCAAUAUUUCAAAUCCAUUCCAACGCAUAUGGAUUAUGAUGGCCAAGCUAGAGCAGAGAAAUUGUCGCGGGUCAUAAUAACGUUAUUUGGGGUAGUCGGCUUCAUUUGGGGAUACGCCAUUCAACAAUUCUCGCAGACAAUCUAUAUUCUAAGUGCUGGAUUUGUUAUGGCAGCAUUAAUUACUGUUCCUCCAUGGCCUAUGUACCGCCGUAAACCAUUGGACUGGCAAAAACCACAGUUUGAAGUUGUUCCAAAGCUCAAAAAGAAAAAAUAAUUGCCGGAUAUGUUUAACAACUCUAAUAAAAUCUAUCAUGCAAUCUUCAAUAUGAAUUGAUUGCUGAUAGUGUAUGCAUAUGUACUACUGAGCAUUUGUUUUCACAGUAUUUGUUAUAAGAUACAAAUGUACAAUGAAUACAAGUGUGUAUUGGAAUAAGUAUGAAUGUGAAAGACUUUAGAUUUCUUUUUUGUAAGAUACACAAAUAUUAUACUUUAAUGGGUUGGCUGUAAAUGCGAAUUACAAAUAAAAUAAAAUUGUAUUUGCAUAAAAAUAUAUUUAGGUAAUCUAUAAAUAAUAAAGUAAAGAAAAUUUUAAGAGCAAUAAGAUUUUUAUGCCGGCCGAAUUGAUUGAUGAUUUUUAAAGGAAUAAAAUAAAUAAAGUAAAUCUGUUAUAUAUAGAUGAAUUGUAUGCAUUAAAAUUAAUCCUGUUUUAAUUAUUUUCUACUAUUAUGCAGUACUGUACAAUUCUUCUUCGUGCAUUAUAUAAUAAAAUUUAUUAAUUGCUAUAAUGAAAACAGAAA